Molecule: messenger RNA, 585 nt
Organism: Aphanomyces astaci
Lineage: Eukaryota; Oomycota; Saprolegniomycetes; Saprolegniales; Verrucalvaceae
Exons: 3
Coding region: 1-585 (194 amino acids)
Source: RefSeq, a predicted model, not a curated record
AUGAGCGCGCACGAACCAGGUUCGGUGUCUGACAUCACCAUGUUUCGUGACCGCCAGGACAUUCAUGCUGCGGCCCUAGUCAAGGACGCAAGUGAGUCCGUGAUCAACAACAACGGUGAACUCUUUCAGGACUUUCCUGCAUCGUGGUAUGUGCUGAACGGAUCCCUCGAUCGCCACGACCUGGAACGGAACGCCAACGUCUCGUCUGAUCGUGUCAUCGUGGAGAACUUCUUCGGGAGGGUGUGUCUCCUGUGGAAGAUCUCCUACGCAACGUUUGUGUGGGGUACGAAGUGCUACGAUGCCAUCCAACGCCUUACCUUCGCACUGACCAACUACCACCUGACGCUCAUGCCCCUGCGCCAAUACGAUCAGCAUCAGUACCGCGCAGUCAUGGCACGUUACCGACGUAUGGUGGAAGAAAACAACGUCAAGCGCGCCGCCAUACAGCGUCGCUACGCUGCUUCAGGCUGCUUGUUCCCCGAGAGCGGAACACAUGUGUUGGAUCGUGAAAGGUGGGUCUCGGAGAAUUGGGCAGAGGACAUUGCGCGGCGGAGGGGAAGGUCGAUGGACGAACUGGAGUGCUAA